CCCUAAGUCCUGUAACUGGAAGCAAUGGACUAACUCCUCUGCUGAUUGCCAGCUGUCCGACAGGGGGCGGGGCUCUGAGGCAGCUGUUGGCAUGGAAGGGUUCCUACACAAGUGGACGAAUUACCUGUCAGGCUGGCAGCCUCGUUACUUUGUGCUGGACAGUGGUAUCCUGUCUUACUAUGAUACCCAGGAGGAUGUUGGCAAAACAAGCAAAGGCAGCAUUAAAAUGGCUGUGUGUGAGAUCCAAGUGCACAACACGGACAGCUGCCGGAUGGACCUCAUCAUCCCACGAGAACAAUGCUUCUACUUGCGGGCAGAGAGUGUGGCUGAACGGCAGAGAUGGCUGGUGGGACUGGGAUCUGCCAAAGCCUGUCUAGGGGACAGUGCAACCCAGAAACCAAAACAAACCCCUUCCGACAGAGAAUCUCUGGGGCGGAAACUGUCAGAGAUGCGCCUGUUCUGUGAUGUUCUUAAGCAGCAGGUGGAAGAAAUACAAGGAAAAUUCAGUCCUGACGUUCCUCCAGACAUUGAGAAACUAAACGCUGCCUGCAACAUACUGAAUGGAACGUGCACAUGCAUAUGUUCUACGCUAGAUGAGUGUAUAAAGUACGUCAAUUCCAAUCGGGAAUCACUGAAGCACCUACCCACCUUGCCAGUCCUGCCAGAAGAUGUUGUUGGAACUAAACUGCCACAGGCCCGAAAGGUACAACGAUCACUCAGUCACUCAGCAGUCCAGAACUCCGCAAAGAGUACACCGUCCCCACAUAAAGGAGAUGGAGAUACUGUCCUGUGGAACCUGGAGGAAAUGGCCGUCCGCUCACGUACAUGGGAUAUGCAUCACUCUCCACCCGCCAGUAAUGGUUCAAACAAAGACCACCCUGUGCCAGCAAACCAUGCAGCUUAACAUAUUGAUCUCGUGACCCAAGUAACCAGAAUCAACCUCUUCAAAGUGAUAAAAGGACAAGGAAACCAGUAGUGACUAACAAACAUUUUAGGUUUGUGUACCACCUUGGUAUGUAGUUGGUCCCCAAAGAUCUCUCUUAACUGGGUCAGUUGCCAUCUAAAUGUACAUUUUCUUAAACUGGUCACCAAAGCUCCCAUUAUCUUAAAACUUAUGAAAAUACAUGACCAGGCAAGACAUUUUGUUAUGUGGUCAUCAAGCUGUGUAUUAUUGCAUCCUGUGGUGGACAGCCAUUGUCAAAUCAUUUGGUAAGGAGAUUGAACAGUGCAUCCAAAACACAUGCUGGACCCCCUCUGUGGAAGUAAUAUCUAAAAAGGAGUAAGGGAAGGCUACACAUUGUCAGUAACUUCUUUUCCAUGUCUGCAUGCUUUAUAUAUUGAAUUCCUGUAAGAUAAUAGUUUAGCUAUUUUGUGUAACUAAUAAAUUGUCACCUGAAUGGUAUGUAUUAAUCAGAACACCUGGCAAGUGAGGCUACACAAUGGUCCUUUAAUGGACCAUUGCAUAUGUUGUUUACUGCAAAUUACAACCUACCUGACUUCUUUAAUUCAUAAUUAUAUAUUCAUUUCAUACUCUCUUUUUGAUACCCUUUUCAAUGCCUGAUUUUUGUGAUAUUUCUACAUACCAGAUGUUAUGUUAGGUUGUUGUUAUUUUGUAUUUUAUUUUGGACAGGGGACAUGUAAUAUACAUUUUCAGAAUAAAAAGAAAUCUACUUUUGUAUAUUUUUAUGUUAA
Messenger RNA from Pelobates fuscus (common spadefoot toad), 1692 nucleotides. Its product is annotated as pleckstrin homology domain-containing family A member 3-like. Gene Ontology annotation, biological process: endosome organization; retrograde transport, endosome to Golgi; receptor recycling. The transcript has 8 exons. Gene Ontology annotation, cellular component: early endosome; recycling endosome; trans-Golgi network. Bases 92 to 904 code for a protein of 270 amino acids. NCBI's taxonomy places the organism in Eukaryota, Metazoa, Chordata, Amphibia, Anura, Pelobatidae. The record is from RefSeq and is a predicted model, not a curated record.